Paramecium tetraurelia is the source of this 1791-nucleotide messenger RNA. RefSeq lists its product as uncharacterized. Lineage: Eukaryota; Ciliophora; Oligohymenophorea; Peniculida; Parameciidae. The record is from RefSeq and is a predicted model, not a curated record. The transcript has 3 exons.
AUGAAAUAUUUCAUUUUGACAUUAUUUGUUUUGAAUGCAUUUAGCUUCUCUUUGAACGAUGAUUGGGACGGUAUGGAAGAAGCAGUCAAAGUUCAAUAAGACGCGGUCUUGGUAUAGAGAAUAAUUAAAUAGGAUCUAGUAGACUAGUUAGACUUAUAUUCAGAAACUCCGAUCACAACUUAGAUAGAGAAUCAAGUUUAGUAAUUGAUAAAUCCUCCCCUUGAGGCUGAUCAGGCAGAAUAAGAGAACGAACAAAGCGAGGAAGUACACUCUCUCGAAUACUGGUUGGAGAGAUUGGGAGAUGAAUAUUAAGACGAAACUAUAUUGUUAUAGCAACCAUAAUCAAUUACGGAAUAAAUCACAACAGUUGUUGGCAAUUUGGUUCUAAAAGUAGGCGACGCUAAUCAAUUAAAGCUAAUUGCUGAAUAAGCUGAAAUUGCAGAUCCCUUGAUUAUAGAUGGAAUUGAAUUGGAAUAUUAGGAUAAGAAUGAUAAGGAAAAUGUUUAGAUGCAGUAACUCUUAAACUCAGCUUUGGAAAUGCAGAAAUCAUUGAGUUAAGAAGAUGAAUAACAAUAAAAUGAUCUAAAUUCUAAUUCCAAGAAGAAGCAUAAGAAGAAAAGACCAAUCAUUGAUAUUGAUUUGAAUGAUUUAACUAUGCCAGAAGACAGUGAUUAAAAUGAAAUAGAAAAUACAGUAGUGUAAGAAAAUGACACUUCUGAAAACACUAUUGAAGUCUAAAUUGAUUCCAAUAAUGAAGAAGCAUCAACUGAGGCUGUUUCUAAGUUCACUCCAAAUGAGGAAACAAUUAGUGAAGUUCAGGAUAAUAGUAGGAUGUAUAAUUUCUUGAAUGAUGCUCAUGAAGAUGCUGGAAAUGAAGAUAAUUAAGUUAAAUAAUAGCCUUAACAAUCUUAUAAUUUUAAAGAAUAUUCAUUUAAUAAAUUUGAAGGAGAUUAGCGAUCGUUUUAUAAUGAAAAAGAUGAUUCUACAUUGAAAGUAGUAGAAAGAGAAUAACCAAAAGAAAUUAUAAACAAUAAUAAUAAUAAUAAUAAUAAUAAUAAUAAUAAUAAUGGAUUAUAAUACUAAGAAGAAAACAAAUCAUAUAAAUUUAUCAAUACAGAAUAAUCAGAUUAAAAUAAGGAUUAAUAAUCUACAUUAAAUAAUUAUGAUUAACCACAAGAAACAUCAAUUCUUAAAAAAUAUUUAUUAUACACAGAUCAACCAGAAGUGAUAUCCACAGGAACUACUGAAAAAGAGAUUGAAGAUGAUAAAAAAUUAGUUGCUGCCUUUAAAUCUAUGGAUAGAGAUGAGCAUUGGGAAAAAACUAACAAGAAGUAAAAAAUAAAUACAGAUGUUAGAAAUGAACUAUUGAGAUUUACCAAUGUUGAUGAGGAACCACAAAAGAAAGAACCUGAAUUCAAAGAGGUUACAGAAAGCAAAGUGGAAAACCCCCAUAAAUUCAUUUCAUUUAAAGCUGAUCCUGAGUAUGAGUAUGAGUAGGCUGAAAAUGCAAAGAAGAAAGAAUUGGCUAAAUCUAAAUAUGAUGAAUUGCCAGAAACCAAACUCUAAACCAAAGAAGACAUGAAGAGAGAGAAAUAAUAAAAAAUACAGGAAAUGCAGAAAAUUAUUGAAGAAUAAUUGAAGAACAAGACUUUAAAAAAGAAGUCUGAAACUGACAAAUCUUUACAAUAUGAAAGUGAAUAUUUGCAAUGGGAAAGAGCUACAUAGGCUAAAUCUUACCCUGCUGAAAUCAAUUUUGUCAUGACGUAAAAUAAUUUAAGAAAAAGAUAAUGA